This is a messenger RNA of Arachis stenosperma, 1830 nucleotides long. RefSeq lists its product as uncharacterized. The transcript has 2 exons. The record is from RefSeq and is a predicted model, not a curated record. NCBI's taxonomy places the organism in Eukaryota, Viridiplantae, Streptophyta, Magnoliopsida, Fabales, Fabaceae. The coding region runs from base 470 to 1669 and encodes 399 amino acids.
CACCUGACCACCUAUUCCUCUCUUCCCUUCCCUUCCCUGCACUCUCUCUCUCUCUCUCGUUUCUUCCUCCAUUGCAAUUUAGAUUUAGGGUUUCUUCUUUCUCUCUCUCCUUGUUUCGCUGAUCCAUCUUCGAUUGUCUUCCCCGUUCGGUGUCGGAUCAACAUUCUCUGCUCUGUGCUUGAAUUGGAUAAUCAAUCUUAGAGCACAUAUGUUCUGAGGUUGAUGCAUUACGCAUAUUCUUGUUGCAGUUUCAAGGGUAUGGAACACUAGCUACAUGAAUGAGCUGGAUUGCUGUGGAGUCGUCUACCCUGGGUGACUAUGCAUACUUGAAUUGUGGGACUCAGCAAUCUGAUAUUAAUAUUAGGUUCUCAGCAAAUUAUAAUUUAGUUCUGGGAAGAAGGCACCGGCAAUAGAGGAUUUCUUGUAUCCAUGCUGUCAGAGAGCAUGCGUGGAAUCUGUAUUUCGGGUAAUGCACCUGACGAGUAUUGCUGCCGAUGCAUUCGGUGUGGUGACAAUUUGUCUAGUAGCCAUCUUAAUUCUUCUUGGUUUGAUGUGCAUUGCGUACUCAAUUUACUUCCGUUCUCGUAUUCGUCAACAGGGGUUUUUUCAGCUCCAUUAUUUUAGUGGUCCUUGGAUAAUCAGAAUCACAUUCAUCCUAUUUGCAAUCUGGUGGGGCCUUGGUGAGAUUAUUCGGUUAACCUUGUUAAGACGUGUCCUUCACUUAAAAUGGAAGGAAACUGUCUGCAAAUGCUACAUUGUAUCAAAUUUGGGGUUUGCGGAACCAUGCCUCUUCCUCACACUUGUGUUUCUCCUCCGAGCACCGUUACAGAAACUAGAAACUGGGAUUAUGAGCAGAAAGUGGAAUGCGAAGACAGCUGGAUAUAUUCUUCUUUACUGCUUCCCAAUGUUUGUUCUUCAGCUUUUUGUUAUUCUGGUUGGACCUCAGUUAAACAAGAAUAAUGGUUCUGGAAAGAAAUUACCUCAUUAUUUUACAACUACAGCUUUUGAUUCGUCGUCAAUGGCAAGGGAUAAUGAUACUCUCUGUACUUACCCUUUACUCAGUACUAUUCUCCUUGGCCUUUUUGCCGUUAUCCUGACUUCCUACCUUUUUUGGCUUGGUAGUCGGAUUUUGAAAUUAGUAAUUAAUAAGGGUUUGCAGAAGAGGGUGUAUACGUUGCUACUCUCAGUUUCAGGUUUCCUUCCUUUGAGGGUUCUUUUUCUUGGUUUAUCUGUUUUGUCCGAACCUGAGCAUAUGAAGUUUGAAGCCUUUGUUUUCUUGGCUUUUCUUGCACUUGUAUGUUGUGCUGGGUUGUGUAUGUGCACGCUUGUGUACCGUCCAAUUGCAGAUUGUUUAGCGCUGGGGAAUCUACAAGACUUGGAAGCUAGGAGGACUAAUGUUGAUAAUAAUGAUACCAUGUCUCUUAUUGCUAACCAGAGUCAUCUGGAAGAUGUUGUUGAAGAAAAUUCUCGGUCUAGCCCUGGUAGGUAUUCUGAUGCUUCAACCAAGCGGGGAUCAAUUUCAUUUCGGACAUUAGAAAAGGAUGUUGCUUCAACAGGGACAUUUGUAGAACUAAGCCUCUUCUCUCCCAGCCGGAGUGCAACCCCUCCCGGAUCGCCGCCUCUUCUUGGUUGGCCCAUGCGAUCCCCAACACAGGUUAUUGGGUCUUAGAGGCUGGCUAGAAAUUGAUUUUAUCUUUGGGUGAAAUAUCAAUUUUGUGGAAAAGUAAACUGAUUGUAAAGGGUUUAGCUUCAAUAAUGUUUUCUUUUUACCUUUUCUUUUUAAACUUUUGUUCUGUUUGCUAAUUCUAGAUAUAAUGUUUUGCCGUGGAA